AUGAAGAAAGAAAGAGCCAGAAGAAACUCCAAAACAAAAGGCCAACAGUCAUCAUCCAAAACAACAACAAACAAGAAGCCUAGCAGAUGGGAGGACCCAAAUUAUGUGCAGAUCAAGAGCAACAUGCUCUCUUUUGCAACAACAAUUGACAACAUCAGACAGAGACUUGAACGUCGGCACGAUGUCUUAACACUGCUAUCAAAGACACCUUUUUGGGCAUUAAUAGAAGCAUAUAUCCAGAGAAGGUUAACAAAGGUAGAGUGCAUGAAGUCUAACUACGACAUUGUGAGACUCAUACAAGUUUAUGACACAAAGACAAAGAAGUUCAAGUUUAAUGAUGUUGACAGCGAGAUGAAAAGCAAUGAUGUGGCUGAAAUUUUUGGCUUGCCAAACAGUGGCAAGAAGUUACCAAGCACAACAACCUCAACAAGGCCAAAAUUGCAGUUUGUAGAGAAAUACUUCGCGCGGUAUAAGAAGAUAACAAAGACUUCAAUUGAUAAGUGCUUGAAUUUAGCACUUGAAGAUGAAACAGAAGAGGGUGCUAUGGAUGUAACAAGAUUGAUAAUCCUACAACUCUUCAUGACCAAUCUAUUCUGCAACUCUGGUUGUACACUUGCUUGGACAUAUACAACCACAAUAGACACCUUAGAAGAGAUGGGGAAAUAUAAUUGGGCUCGAGGAGUUUUGGACUACAUGUAUUUUGGAUUAGAACAAGCAAAGAAGAACAAGAAGGACAAAAAAAAGCAGCCAAGCGUGAGUGGCUGCCUAAUCCUAAUACUGGUAAGAACACAAAUCUCCAAACUGCAAAUUCGUAGCAUUAUUCUAAUGAUAUGA
This is a messenger RNA of Prunus armeniaca (apricot), 834 nucleotides long. The record is from the annotation of a GenBank genome assembly. Lineage: Eukaryota; Viridiplantae; Streptophyta; Magnoliopsida; Rosales; Rosaceae.